Molecule: messenger RNA, 612 nt
Organism: Spodoptera littoralis (African cotton leafworm)
Lineage: Eukaryota; Metazoa; Arthropoda; Insecta; Lepidoptera; Noctuidae
Source: the annotation of a GenBank genome assembly
AUGUCAUUGGUUUUGAGAAGAACGUAUUUAAAAGCUAAAAAUAAUAUCCUGUCUCCUGGUACCGGAAAUAUUUCAGUGUCUGGUCAGUUACAGACUUUUGUGGCUCGAACGUUCAAUGACGACAAAUCUGGCAAUAAUCCACAAUUUAGCAGUAGUACUAUUUUAAUUGAAAAUGGAUUUAACGUACAAGAACUUCCCGUGGCUAUCAAGAAAUUGCGAAAUUUCACAGACAUCGAAGACAAGCCAAACGAAGAACAAGCAGCAACUGUACAAGACACUCUGAGCUAUCAGCUGAUACAAGAAGAAUUUAAACAAUGUGUGGAUCUUCGGGAUGUGUUCUCAUUACUAUCAAAGUGUACAAAAAUUACACCAAACAUUGCAUUAGGUGCCAUCGAAAGAAUAUACGACAUUGAGAAAAAUCCAAACUCUCUUAGCUUAGAUCCUAAAAUAAUGCAAAUUAAUUUAGCAAAAGGUGCCAUUUUAGAUAAACUUCUGAAGGUUGUUAUGAGAACUGAAGACACACGCACAAUACUGGAGAUACUGAACACAGUUUCAUCGUUCAUGGACCUUUCAAAUACAAAUUCCAUGAUGAGCUUCUCUUCGAGUUAUUGA